Molecule: messenger RNA, 927 nt
Organism: Odocoileus virginianus texanus
Lineage: Eukaryota; Metazoa; Chordata; Mammalia; Artiodactyla; Cervidae
Source: RefSeq, a predicted model, not a curated record
UAAGUGUUUUGAAAAGUCACUGCUCCUUUAAUGAGGACACAAACAGGACCUGCCUUCCUCAACUGUCCCUCUGAAAGUAACUUCUCUUCCUGAAGGCAGCCGAGCACACUCCCUUCCUACAGGCGCCUCCCUUUCUGCUCCUUCCACUUGGACCUGCCCACACUCAGCUGGCUCCCUACCAGUUAUUGUCUGGGAACAGUGAGACACAAAGGACUUUCUGAGUUCCAUGAUCACAAGGAUAUGUUGUCUAUGAGAGCUACAGCAAAAACCAAAGGAAUUAAGCCAAAACACGUGAAGGAUCUCAUACCCCUGAUGAUACUAAUGGUGAUAAUCUUCUUGCUGCUUCUAUUCUGGGAAAAUGAGCUGGAUGAGGAUGCAGUGGCAGCAACUUUAGAGCAGUUGCAUGUGGAUUACCCUCAGAGUGACAUUCCGAUGAGGUACUGCAACCACAUGAUCAUACAAAGAGUCAUCAAGGAACCCAACAACACCUGCAAAAAAGACCAUUUCUUCAUCCAUGAGAGGCCUCGAAAUAUCAACGGUGUUUGCAAUUCUCCCAGGAGGGUGCCUUGCCAAAACCACAGCCCCGGUCUCUGCUUCCUGAGUGAAAUUGAGUUCAAAAUGACAGUCUGUAAGCUCAUUGAAGGCACCAGAUAUCCUGCCUGCAACUACCGCGUUUUCACCACAGAGGGGUUUAUUGUUGUCACUUGUGAUGACAUGAGGCCAUCUAAAAUCCAGAGAUACACUGAAUAAUCUGAGACUAGCAUCAGAGUCUGCCGUCCUCUCAUCUCCUCUCUCAGAAGCACUGCUGCUGGUUUUCCUGCACGCUGUGGACAUGGGGCCAUGCCCAGAGUGAAAUGCAUUUAUCCUUCCACUAUUGCUGAGCUGGAAUCUUUUUAUUCUGCUUCAAUAAAAAAAAAUCUACUGAAU